Molecule: messenger RNA, 1441 nt
Organism: Pipistrellus kuhlii (Kuhl's pipistrelle)
Lineage: Eukaryota; Metazoa; Chordata; Mammalia; Chiroptera; Vespertilionidae
Gene: OAF
Product: out at first homolog
Exons: 4
Coding region: 213-1004 (263 amino acids)
Source: RefSeq, a predicted model, not a curated record
CUGGGCCGAGGAUCCGCUUUGUCGCCGUCCACGUGGCAGCGCCGCCGGGCGGCGGGCGGGGCCGGGGCCGCCCACAGGCGGGCCCUUUAGGGCGGCGCGGCCUGGGCGGCUGUCGGAGGAAGUGCGGGGCGGGGAGGUGCCGCUGCUCCCGCCGCCGCCGCCGACUCUCCGCCAACUUCGCGCCAAGCGGGCCGCGCCGCGGCCGGGCCGGGAUGCGCCCGCCGGUGCUGCUGCUGCUGCCGGUGCUGCCGGCGCUGCUGGGGGCCGCGGGGGCCGCGCGGGCCGAGCUGCGGGUGCGCGUGCGGCUGCCGGGCGGCCGGGUGGCCGAGGAGCGGCUGCAGGCGGACAGCGCGGGCGACAGCGUGGGCCUGGAGCUGCGGGAGCCCGACGGCGCCCUGGUCUCGCUCACCGCCGACUUCAGGAAGCACGUGAAGAUCCUGCGGGCGCUGGUGCUGGGGGAGCAGGAGAAGGGCCAGCGCCACUUCCAGGCACUCUGCUUCCUCACCCGUCUGCGCGACCAGGACAUCAUCCCCAGCGAGGCCAUGGCUAAGCUCCGGCAGAAGAACCCCCGUGCGGUGCGUCAGGCGGAGGAGGCUCGGGGCCUGGAGCGGCUGCACAUGGACGUGGCCGUGAACCUGAGCCAGGGGGCCCUGCUGAGCCCCCACCUGCACACCGUGUGUGCGGAGGCCACGGACGCCGUCUACACCCGCCAGGAGGACGUCCGGUUCUGGCGGGAGCAAGGUGUGGACAGCUCCAUGUUCAAGGCUCUGCCCACGGACACAGAACAGGCGCUGCCUCGCUGCGGGCAGGCGGGGGACCGGGGCGCGCCCUGCGUCUGCCACUACGGCCUGCGCCUGGCCUGGUACCCCUGCAUGCUCAAGUACUGCCACAGCCGGGACCGCCCCGCGCCCUACAAGUGCGGCAUCCGCAGCUGCCAGAAGAGCUACGGCUUCACCUUCCUGGUGCCUCAGCGGCAGCUGUGCCCCUGGGGCGAGGACCCCUAGUGGGGAGCGCGGGGACUCGGCACACUCCCCGCCCCCAGGCCUUACUCCCCGCCCCUCUCCUCAGCCCAGAGCCUGCGAAGAGGGGGUGGUGUGCGGGGCAGCGUGACUGCAGCCCCUCCCCUGUGUCUGACGGAAGGGGCUCUGCACACUGCACCCCUCCUUCAGCCCCCCAAUUUCACGCCACCAAUGCCAGCCUGUGAUUCUCCUGUUGAACUCUGCAGGUUUAGACCCCACAAAGUGCCUUUUCCUGGGCCCGCCCCCAGCAGCCACCGUGCCGUCCGGCAGAGGCCUGGCCACGGGCCGGCACCUCGCCCUCUGAGCCGAGUCCUGUCUGCCGGCUCUGGGAUGGGGGAGCGUGACGAUGAGGAAAACUUGAAUUUUUAGUGCGAAGUAUUUAUCGUUUCUACCAGAAAUUAAACGUUUCCACUUCUACUUGA